AGAGUCUCUUCGCUCGGAAGAGGAAUCAAGUUGCUAUAAAGUGGAUGUACAAAAAUUGACAUGCCCGAAAAAACCACCUUAAUUUUUCUGAUCCUGGUAGGAAUACAAGGGUCUGCGGCAGUGUCCCACUCUCUGAAGUAUUUCUACACUGGAUCCUCUCAAGUCCCAAACUUCCCAGAGUUUGUGGUCGUUGCGUUGGUUGAUAAUGUUCAGAUUGCUUAUUAUGACAGUGUGAUUCGGAGAGCAGAGCCCAAACAGGACUGGAUGAGGGAGAUCACCAAUCAGGAGUACUGGGACAGAGAGACGGGAAACUUUCUGGGUAACCAGCAGGUCUUCAAAGCCAACAUUGAAAUCUUAAAGCACCGCUUCAACCAAACUGGAGGAGUUCACAUUGUUCAGCACAUGUAUGGCUGUGAGUGGGAUGAUGAGACUGAAGAGGUCAAAGGUUAUGAUCAAUUUGGUUAUGAUGGAGAAGAUUUCAUAACACUGAGCCUGGAGACAAAAUCCUGGGUCGCGCCAACCCGACAAGCCGUCAUCACCAAGCAGAAAUGGGAUAGUAAUGUAGCU
Poecilia reticulata (guppy) is the source of this 567-nucleotide messenger RNA. NCBI's taxonomy places the organism in Eukaryota, Metazoa, Chordata, Actinopteri, Cyprinodontiformes, Poeciliidae. The record is from RefSeq and is a predicted model, not a curated record.